AUGGCGUCCGCGGAGGAACUAAAGGCGGAAAACACCCGCCUUCAAGCGGAGAUGCAAUCCAUGAAGAAGAAGAUCGUUCUAGCUCUCAAAAAGCAGCAGGCGGAGCUUCAAUCUAAAGUCCAAGAGGCCGAACGAGCGCGGGACGAGGCUCUAAAGCGAGCUGAAGCCGCGGAAUCAGGAGCUUCUAACGGAGAUGCGUCUAAAGGAGCGGAUCCGGCCGCGCUGCAGCAGCUUCAGGACCAACUGAAUGCGUCUCAGCAGGAACUGAAAAUGCUCAGGGAAGAGUACGUGGUUGCGAGCGAAAAGCUCAAGGCUGCGGAAGACCAGGCCAGAUCAGCGGAAGAGGAGAGAAAGAAAGCCAUGGAGGACGCGAAUGCGGCUCAGAAGAGCCUUCGCGCGACGAAAGAGGAGGUCCAGAUGGUUCGCGAGCAAUGGACGGCCGCACAAGGCGCACUGAUGACCACUCAGGAGGAGCUUAGCGGUCUGCAGGAGCAGCUGCGGAAGGCGCAGGGGGAGGCGCGGGAAGCGCAGGAAGGGCGCGCGGCUGCGCAGCAGGCGCUGGGGGAGCGGGUGAAGGCGGCGGAGGCGGAGAAGCGGAGCGAUCAGGCGGAUCAGCGGCGCGCGCAGGAGGUGGUGGCGCGCGCGGAGCAACAGCUGAAAGCCGCGCAGGCGGAGCGGGAAAAGGCGAUGGAGGCGUUAACUGCUGCGCGGAGAGAGCUGGAGGAGUCUCGGGCAUACGGCGAAAAGUUGGCCGGGCAGCUGAAAGCAAUUCAGGUGGAACUGGAAGCUUCGAAGGAAGAUGGGAGCAAGCUGCAGGCGCUGGUGGCGGACUUGCAGGGGAAGCUUCCUGCGGUGGAGAAGGAGAAGGAAGGGCUGAGAGUGGAUAAGGAGAAGAUGGAAGCGGAGAUUAAAGCGCUAAGGGAUGAGCUCGAGGGUCUGAGACACGGCAAGGAAGCUUCGCUGGAAGAUCUGCGUGCUCAAGUUGAAAGUUCCAGGAAGGAGUUGGGGGAAGUCAAAUCGGAGCUGGAACAGGCGAAGGAGGAGGCUGGAAAGGCUCAGUGUGAGGCGACGAAUAAGGGCGCGCAGGUGGAGGAGCUGCUUCAGGCGCAGGCGGCGCUUCAGGGGGAGGUUGAGAAGGCCAAGGCAGCGGAAGCAGAGGCGCAGGAAGAACUGGGGAAGGUGCGAUGUGAGGCGACGAACAAGGGCGCGCAAGUAGAGGAGUUGCUUCAGGCUCAGGCGGCUCUUCAGGGGGAGCUUGAGCAAGCCAAGGCGGCGGAAGCUGAAGCGCGAGAGGAACUGGGGAAGGUGCGAUGUGAGGCGACGAACAAGGGCGCGCAGGCAGAGGAGUUGCUUCAGGCGCAGGCUUCGCUGACAGGCCAGGUGGAAGAGGCGAAGGCGGCAGCAGCUAAAGCAGCGGCGGCGGCAGCAGAAGCAGAGGCGGCGCUUCAGGCGCAGCUGGCGGAAGCGAAGAAGGAAGCCGCCAGUCUUACGUCCCAGCUCAAAGGCAUGCGAGGGGCCAUGGAUCAUGUGCAGAAGGCUGCUUCAGAGACAGAGGAGAGCAUGCAGAAAGAGCUGGCAGAUCUCGCCGCCAAGUCAGAUUCCCUCAAAGACCAGCUGGCAGCGAUACAAUCUGAGCUGGCAGCCGCGCAGGCUGAGCUGGCAUCGGCCAAAUCCUCGCUGGAAAAGGAGAUUCAUUCGAGAGAGGCUGCGCAGAGAGAAGCAGAGGAGGCUCGAGCGGCUUUGGACUCUUUCCAGGAAAGUGCCGGGAAGGAGCAGCAGCAAGCUGGGGAGCUGUGGCAGCAGCUUCUAGACUCGCGAAAGCAGGUUGCAGCAGAGACGGAUAGGGCUGACGGGAGUGAGAAAGAGGCGGAAGGACUGAAAAAACGAGUGGAGGGGUUGGAGAAGGUGGUUGAGGAGAAGGAGAAGGAAGGGGAGGCUGUGAGGGGGGAGCUGGAGGGAGUGAGGGGGCGAUUAGUGGAGGUGGAAGGGAGGGUGAAGGAGUUGGGGGAGGAAGUUACUGCGAAGGAGGGGGAGGUGGCUGGGCUGAGGGGGGAGUUGGAGGUUGCAUUGAAAGCAGCUGAGGAGGCGAAGGAGGAGGGUGAGAAGGUAAGGAACGAGGCGGAGGAGCUAAAGAAGGAGAUGGAUGCGCUAGUAGAGGCGAAGGAGGCGGAUAUUAAAGCCAAGGAGGAGGAAAUAAGGACUAAGGAGGAGGAGAUUCGGGGGCUUAAGGAGAAGGUAAAGCAGGCAGUAUCGGAGAAGGGAUCAGGAGAGGUGGAGGCUGCUAGGAUGGGCGAAGACAGGAAGGCGUUAGAGGGCCGGGUGGCGGAGCUUCAAGGGGAGCUGGAGAAGGCGAAAGCGGAGGUGGAGAGCGGUAACCAGGAGUUGAAGAGGGUGAAAGGGGAAGCAGAGAAAGCAAAAGGGGAGGCGGAGAGCGUUAAAGGGGAACUCGAGAGGGUGAAAGAGGAGGCAGAGAAGGCGAAAGGGGAGGUGGAAAAGGGUGUGGGUGAAGUGGAGAAGGCGAGAGGCGCGCUUAAGGCAGCAGAGGAGAGGGUGAAGGAGAUGGAGGAGAAGGAGGGAGAGUGGGAGGGGCGGGAGGCUGAGUUGAAGAAGAAACUGGAAGCAGCAGAAGCGGAUUUGGCUGCUGAUAAGGCUGAAGCAGCAGCAGCAGGGGCAGAGGCGGCAGGUGCAGCGGCGGCAGGGGCAGUGGCAGGAGAGGCGCGAGUGGCAGAGCUGGAAGAGGCGUUGAAGGUGGUGAAGAGGGAGAAGGAGCGGUUGGAAGAGGAGUUGGAGGAGGCGUUGGGGAAGGCGAGGGAGGCGGGGAGGAGGAGCGAGCAAGCACAGGCGCAGUUAGAAGCUGAGUUGCAGGGGAUGAGGGAGAAGAGUGAGAAGGAGGGUGCAGAGAGGGCGGAUGGAGAGAAGAGAGUAGUUGAGUUGACUGCUGAACUGGAAGGGGUGAGAGCAAGGGUAGAAGCGGCAGAGCUAGAGGCAGGGAGGAUGAGAGAGGAGGCGGAGAGGGGGAGAGAGCAGCUGACGAUGUCGGGCGGUGCGCAGGCUGAGGAGCUGGCGAAGGUGAAUGCUGAGCUGGCAACGGCGAACGCUGAGCUGGCGCGUGUGUCGGGUGAGCUGGCGCAGGCUGCUGCGGCACGUGUGGCGGCGGAGGAGGCGGCUGCCAGGGUGGCGGGUGCUGCAGGGGAGGCGAUGGGGAAGGCUGAGUCAGCAGAGAGCGAGCUAGCGACAGUGCGCAGCAAGCUGGAGUCGGAGGUGAAGGCAGCGGAGGACAAAUACGCAGAGCUGGACAGCAAAUUCAAUCGCCUGCAGAAGAGGGCAAAGCAAAGGAUCCAAGAGGUCACCAAGGAGAAGGAGGAGGCAGAGAGGAAGCUGGCAGAGGAGAGGAAGCAGCAGGCAGCGCUGCAGGAAGAUCUGGAAAGAGCCAAGGGGGUGGCUGCAGAGGCGCAGCGGACGGCUGAGAAGGACAAGGAGCAGCUGAGGAAGACCAACGGAUCGUUGAAAGAAGAGGUGGACGAGUUGAGGCGAGCCCUAGAGCUGAAGGAGCACAACCUCAAAGAGUCAAGGCGAUUGGCAGCGGGCAAGGAGCAGGCGUGGCUGGAGCUGUCGAGCUCAGCGCAGGAGGAGCGGGAGCGCAUGGCGGGGGCUGUGAAGGAGGUGGAGGAGCGGAUGGAGCGGAUGGGGAAGGAGCAGGAGGCGCGCGCGGCUGAGCUGCAGCGAGAGUUGAAUAAGGCUCUGGAGAGCAGCAGUGCGCUGCAGGUCCAGCUGUCGCAGAAGGAGCGCCAGCUGGCAGAGGUGGAGGCCGCCACGUCAGGCGAGCUGGCGCGGCUGUCGGCCACUCUGGAGGCGACACGUGGCGAGCUGCACCGGCUGGAGCAGAAGCUGGCGGAGGAGCGGAGCGGGUGGGAGGAGACGGUGGGGCAGCUGAAGAGGCGGGUUGAGGGGAUGGAGAGGGGGAAGCGCAUGCUGGAGGUGGCGAUGCAGGAGGCGAAGGGGGCGUGGCAGCAGGAGGUGGAGGGGCAGAAGAAGGCUGUUGCUGCUGCCCUGGCGGAUUUAGCUGCUGCACAGGCAGAGGUGGCGAAGGGGCGUAAUGAGCUGGCGGCAUACAAGGUGCGGGCGGCAGCGAUGCUGAAGAAGAAGCAGGAGGAGCUGGAGGCGGUGGGGAACGCGGAUGCCAUGGCGAGCAAAGAGGAUGAAAUCAAGGAGGCGAAGAGGGGAGAGGCAGCAGCAGUGGCGGAGAGGGACAGAGCUCUCAAGGCUUUGGAGGAUGCUGCAGUGGACCAUGAGACGCAGAUGGCAGCUCGAAACGUGGCAUUGAUGGAAGCGGAAACGAAGAUACGGGAGCUGACGGGCAGGCUGGAGGCGGUGAGGCAGCAGAGCCGGGCGGCACAGGAGGAGAUGCACGGGCGGAUGAUGGACCUGGAGGACGGGUGGCGCGCAGAGAAGCUGCGGCAGCAGGAGGAGAAGCUGAAAGGGCAGACGGGCACAGAGAAGCUGCGGCAGCAGGAGGAGAAGCUAAAGGGGCAGACGGACAGCCAGACAGCCUCCCUAGAAAGUGAACUGAGGAGGAGAGUGGAGGCGGGGGAGAGGGAGCACGCAGCGUACCGAGAGAUGGCGGAUCGAACCAUCGAGGCCAAGGACAAGGCGAUCGAGGGGAAGGACAAGGCGAUUGCGCGGCUCUCUGCUGAAGCGGCACGCCUGCAGGAGGCUCUGAUUGCCGCCCAGUCUGGUGCUGCUGGUGGUGGCGCUGGUGCUGGUGGUGCUGGUGGUGGUGGUGGUGGUGGUGCUGGUGGUGUUGGUGGUGUUGGUGGUGAGGGUAUUGGUGCUGUCAAUGCUGCUGGUGGGGAGGAUGGGUUGAAGCUUGCGGGACUGGGUGCUGCUGGGAUGGAUGGAGCGGCCAGCCCCAGGAAGCCAGCGCUCAUCUCGCCCCGUUCUCGAAUGUCAGACCCGGGUUUCGGCAAAUCAGGCGCAUCCGGACUGCCUCUCUCCCUCGAGGGUAUGGGGUUGGCCGACAACCCAGCAGAGAAGGCUGCAAUUGCAGAGCAACACAUCCUGUUCCUUGCUCGGCAGCAGGCGCAGAGGGAGGAGGAGGUAGCACAGUGUAGAAGGCACAUUCAGGCACUGCAGGAGGAGAUCACAGACCUGCAGAGGGAGAAUCAACUGAGAGCCAAGCAGGUGGGUGCCCUGUUGCAUUCAGGAAUCCGUCUUGAAGGAGGAGCUUAG
Molecule: messenger RNA, 5229 nt
Organism: Closterium sp. Naga37s-1
Lineage: Eukaryota; Viridiplantae; Streptophyta; Zygnematophyceae; Desmidiales; Closteriaceae
Source: the annotation of a GenBank genome assembly